Molecule: messenger RNA, 617 nt
Organism: Prorocentrum cordatum
Lineage: Eukaryota; Dinophyceae; Prorocentrales; Prorocentraceae
Source: the annotation of a GenBank genome assembly
AUGAGCGAUGGUGGCCUCGACUUCGGCGAGCUCUGCAGCAAGGAGGGGUGCACCUUCGAGCUGUGCCCGCCGGCCAACGACCGCUGGCACCACUACCCCUUCUUGAGGCGGCUUUACGAUGCGGCAUUGGUCCUGAACACGGAGUACGUCAUCUACUUGGAACCCGAUAACACGGUCCACGGGCCGAUCACGCACCCGCCCACCCACGACGCUGGAGGCAUUGACGUGCCCGGCCGCAACCUUGGCGAGAUCGCCUACGUGGAGGAGAGGGCCAGCAAGAUCAAGCCAGGGUUCAAGCUGACCAAGAUCGCCAUGAACACUGGCCUUGCUGGUGGCUCGUACUUCAGGCGGGCGGCAAUUUUGGAUGCGUUCAACGACGACAGCGUCGCCCAGGCGAGCAUGUCUCUGCCUCUCUUCUCUCUCUCUCUCUCUGCGUCCUCGGGACUCGGCGCCCGUGUUGCACUUCUGCGUGCCGAACUUGGCUCGAUGACGUUCGGGCACAGGCCCCCGCCCCUCAUGCGGCUGGUUGCCGUCUCCUCGCCUGUGUUUCGUCAAGCGCUCCGCGCCUCUGUCAGGCCAGGCGUCAUGUGCCACUAGACACGCCUGCGUGCACGUGU